AUGGAGGACACGGGCUCUGAGUACGACAAUGUGGGUUCAGACGUGGAGCAAGACUAUGACGAGGUCCUGCAUUUACCAAGAGAGGGCGCUGUGGACAUGAGGUACUACAGGCAGUACUGUUCAGAGGAGGCUGGCUAUUUAAAGCAUCAUGCAGUGACUGAGAAUAUUAAUGAGAACGGUGCAGCAAGAGUGGUCCGAGACACACAGCGAAAGCCGGUAGCACAAAUGGUACGGAUCCACGGCCAAGGAGCGACCACAGGAGGACGAAAGCCAAGCCAAGCCCCGGAUGAAGAGACAAGCACAGUUGUGAAUCUUGCACACUCACCAGAGCCAUCGAGAAGUCCGCAGCCUGCGCCUCCGGAGGAGAAUGGCAGUCCAAAAACUUCACAAGAAGCACCUUUAUUUCCUUGCUUUGAAGAUGUGUAUUUUGUUUUGUUCACACGUGUAGUCCCGGGUCCCUGUGAACCAGAGGACCUCAUCGAUGGGAUUAUCUUUGCUGCUAAUUACCUGGGCUGCACCCAAGUGCUGUCAGACAAAAACCCAACCAAGUCAGUGCGGAUGGCCCAAGCCCAGGAGGCUGUCAGUCACAUUAAGAGCCAGGAUGAGGACUCCCAGAUGAUAACUGAAGUGGAUUUAUUCAUUUCCACUAAAGCGGUCAAAGUGUUGAAUGCUGACACGCAGGAGACGAUGAUGGACAGUGCCUUGCGUACCAUUUCAUAUAUCGCUGACAUCGGUAACAUCGUGGUCAUAAUGGCCCGAACGCCAAUGUCCCCGUCUCUAUCAGAGGAGCUGCCGGAACACCCUGUUUCUGCAAAAGGAGGAAAAAACCAGCAGUACAGGAUGAUCUGCUAUGUGUUUGAAUCUGAGGAUGCACAACUUAUUGCACAGUCCAUUGGCCAGGCUUUCAGUGUGGCCUACAGAGAGUUCCUCCGAGCCAAUGGCAUCAAUCCCACCGACCUGAGCCAGAAGGAAUACAGUGACAUCAUCAACUCCCAGGAAAUGUACCACGAUGAUCUCGUCCAUUUCUCAAACUCGGACAACUGCAAAGAGUUGUACGUUGAGAAGCAUAAAGGGGAGAUCCUUGGCGUGGUGAUCGUAGAGUCUGGGUGGGGCUCUAUUUUGCCCACGGUGAUCCUGGCUGGGAUGUUGAAUAGUGGCCCCGCGGCACGUUCUGGGAAACUCAGUGUCGGGGACCAGAUCAUGUCCAUAAAUGACACCAGUCUCGUAGGGCUGCCACUCGCCACCUGCCAGGGCAUCAUCAAGGCCCUAAAAAACCACGUAAAGGUAAAACUCAGUAUCGUGAGCUGCCCUCCCGUCACCACUGUCCUCAUCAAGCGACCGGACCUGAAGUUCCAACUCGGCUUCAGCGUUCAAAAUGGCAUCAUCUGCAGCCUGAUGAGGGGUGGCAUCGCGGAGAGAGGCGGCGUUCGGGUCGGCCACAGAAUCAUAGAAAUAAACGGCCAGAGUGUGGUUGCCAUGGCGCACGAGAAGGUUGUUCAAACGCUGUCGGUCUCAGUGGGCGAGAUCAACAUGAAGACAAUGCCAGCUGUGAUGUUCCGCCUGCUGACGGGACAAGAGACGCCGCUCUACAUUUAG
Messenger RNA from Knipowitschia caucasica, 1596 nucleotides. The record is from the annotation of a GenBank genome assembly. NCBI's taxonomy places the organism in Eukaryota, Metazoa, Chordata, Actinopteri, Gobiiformes, Gobiidae.